Messenger RNA from Falco peregrinus (peregrine falcon), 8331 nucleotides. RefSeq names its product A-kinase anchoring protein 6 (gene AKAP6). The transcript is spliced from 14 exons. Gene Ontology annotation, molecular function: protein kinase A binding; transmembrane transporter binding. The record is from RefSeq and is a predicted model, not a curated record. Bases 331 to 7341 code for a protein of 2336 amino acids. NCBI's taxonomy places the organism in Eukaryota, Metazoa, Chordata, Aves, Falconiformes, Falconidae. Gene Ontology annotation, cellular component: perinuclear region of cytoplasm; sarcoplasmic reticulum.
AAAGACAUGUACUUGAAUGUGGGCUCUGAAACCUAUGGCACAGUACUUUAAAAGCCUGUUUGUGUUUUGUCUGUGUCUUUAAAGGGCUUCCGUAUUGUCUCGGGCUCCCCUGGAAAUGCAGUAAGGAUUCGUAUCACAUCUCUGUUGCCAUAGCAACAGCAGUCUUUCCCAUAAUGAGCUGCAUCAUCUGAACUGAUGUCACAGCAUCAUGCAGCAGGUCACACAAGGCACCUCCUAGUAUUGCAUCUUACAGAUGUGCCGUAAACAUCAAAAGAGGAUGAUUUGAACAGGACAUGCUAUUUUGGAAAGAAUUAUGGUUUAGACUUUCUCAUGUUAGCCAUGGAUGUAGCACUUUCUCCCAUGAGAACACAAGAACUGGAUCCCGUGCUGUCUGAUGCAUCUCCCAUGCUUAUAAACAUGACUCCUACAGCAGAACAAGAUGGGGAAGAGGGUGUCAUGAAGGAGCUCGAUUCUGGCCAGCAGUAUGAGAAGCCUCCUCCUCUACACACUGGGGCCGAUUGGAAGAUUGUUCUCCACUUGCCAGAAAUUGAGACCUGGCUUCGGAUGACAUCUGAAAGAGUCAGAGAUCUGACCUACUCUGUCCAGCAGGACUCAGAUAGCAAGCAUGUGGAUGUGCAUCUAGUACAGCUCAAGGAUAUUUGUGAAGAUAUAUCUGAUCAUGUUGAACAAAUUCAUGCUCUACUAGAGACUGAGUUUUCCCUGAAGCUUCUCUCUUACUCUGUCAAUGUGAUAGUCGAUAUCCAUACAGUACAACUACUCUGGCACCAGCUACGUGUUUCUGUUCUGGUUCUGAGAGAGCGUAUUCUCCAGGGACUACAAGACGCCAAUGGAAACUACACCAGGCAGACUGAUAUUCUACAAGCAUUUUCUGAAGAGACUAAGGAGGACCGUCUUGACUCUUUAACUGAAGUUGAUGAUUCUGGACAGUUAACCAUCAAAUGUUCUCAAAAUUACUUGUCACUGGAUUGUGGUAUUACUGCAUUUGAACUAUCUGACUACAGUCCUAGUGAGGAUUUGCUUGGUGCUCUGGAUGAUAUGACCUCUGGCCAAGGGAAAGCAAAAUCAUUUGAAUCCUGGAACUACAGUGAGAUGGAUAAGGACUUUCCAGGACUUAUUAGAAGUGUGGGUUUACUUGCAGUAGCAACUGAUUCCAUCGCUUCCCAGUGUAAUGAAGCAUUACAUGAGAAAGAAACCCAUGUACCUUUUCCAGUGGAAGAUGGAGAAGAAAGCAAAGACAGGAAAGCACUGCAUGAGCACUCGCUAGUAUCUCCUUCUGUGAACUCCUCUCUUCCUAAAGGACCAUCUGAAGAUGGUGUUUUACCUACUGACAGCAAACCAGCUUCCACAGUAAAGAAAGCAGAAUCCAAUCUUCCACAGCACACCAGGGAAAAAAUCAACCAUUCUCAAUGUGAAAACUCAACUCCUAAGAGGUCCAUCAGAGACUGCUUUAACUAUAAUGAAGACUCCCCUACACAGCCUACAUUGCCAAAAAGAGGUCUAUUUUUGAAAGAUGAUGUGCUUAAAGAUUAUAUGGAAGCCAAUGAUUUUAAAAGGCAAAUCUCUCAGAUAGUUAAAAAUGAAAUGAGUAGAAGUACACCCUCAUUGUUAGAUCCACCAGACAGGUCCAAGCUUUGCCUAGCUUUACAGUCACCCUACACUAACAGUCCAUCUGCAGUUAGUCAGUCAUAUGAUUGCUUAAAUACAAUAGGUGACAGAAAUCUUGAGUACACAAUAAAUAAUCACUUUAAGGGCAGUCCCAUAAGUCUAGGAAAGUCUGCUUUCUAUAACAGUAAAGAAAAAUCAAAACACAAGAAGCCUCAUGAUGCUCCAGAGAAAGUGAAAGCUGGCAGAGCACCUGGAGGUCCAUCAAUACAAGUCAAAAAAAGAGGACGUUCUUCUCUACAGAAUGGAAUUUCUUCUCAUAACUCUCAGUCUCUGGAGGAGACGGAAACAGAUUCUCCUGCAUCAUUAGAUUCUUGUAACCAGGGAGACCCAAAUGGGCAAUCACAAGGUAAAAAUGAGUCUUUCAGUUCACCAACACGUAGCCAGAAGAGUGCUUCCUCAGCUGGUUCUGAGCUUAACAACUCAUCACCUCUUCCACUGAGAAGAAAGAAUAAUAAAAGCUUCUCAACCCCAAGCUACACUCAAAAAAACAGUAAAGAUGGUGAGGUCUGGUAUGGAUCUGAUGAAUAUUUAGCACUUCCUUCACAUCUCAAACAGACUGAAGUAUUAGCUUUAAAACUAGAAAAUCUGACAAAGUUGCUGCCCCAAAAGCCCAGAAGAGAAACAAUUCAAAACAUUGAUGACUGGGAGCUGUCAGAAAUGAACUCUGAUUCAGAAAUGUAUCCAACAUACCAGACCAAAAAGCACAAAAAGAUGGGUAGAAUUUCACCAAGCUCUUCCAGUGAUAUAGUAUCCUCUUUAGGUGACAGUAUUGAAUCUGGGCCUCUCAGUGAUAUUCUCUCUGAUGAAGAACUUUGUAUGCCUGUAUCUUGCGUUAAAAAAUACAUUGAAAAAAAGUCAGAAAGGACUGCUGUCACUCAGUCCACUGAGAAUGAGACUUCUGCCUCAAAUAAAUCAGCUUUAAUUCAUCAACUGAUGCAAGAUAUACAACAUCAAGAGAAUUAUGAAACCGUAUGGGAGAAAAUUGAGGGGUUUGUAAGCAAGCUGGAUGAAUUCAUUCACUGGUUAAAUGAAGCCAUGGAAACAACAGAGAAUUGGACUCCUCCUAAAGCAGAGACAGACAGCCUUAAACUGUACCUGGAGACGCACUUGAGUUUUAAGUUGAAUGUAGAUAGCCACUGUGCUUUAAAAGAAGCAGUGGUAGAAGAGGGACGUCAACUUCUUGAGCUUAUUGUAUCUCACAAAUCAGAAGGACUGAAGGACAUGCUGCAGAUGAUUGCAAGUCAAUGGAAGGAACUACAGAGGCAAAUCAAACGGCAACACAGCUGGAUUCUUAGGGCUCUGGAUAUCAUCAAAGCAGAGAUACUGGCUACUGAUGUGUCUGUAGAGAAUGAGGAAGGGACUGGGAGCCCUAAGGCUGAGGUUCAGCUAUGCUAUCUGGAAGCACAAAGAGAUGCUGUUGAACAGAUGUCCUUAAAGCUGUACAGUGAGCAGUACAACAGUAGUAGCAAGCGAAAGGAAGAGUUUGCUGAUAUGUCAAAAGUUCACACAGUGGGAAGUAAUGGACUUCUGGACUUUGAUUCAGAAUACCAGGAGCUCUGGGAUUGGCUGAUUGACAUGGAAUCCAUCGUGAUGGACAGCCAUGACCUGAUGAUGUCAGAGGAGCAGCAGCAGCAUCUUUACAAGAGAUACAAUGUAGAAAUGUCAAUCAGGCAUCCGAAAAAGAUGGAACUGCUUAGUAAGGUUGAAGCUCUGAAGAAAAGUGGUGUUUUACUACCAAAUGAUCUCCUUGAAAAAGUGGAUUCAAUUAAUGAAAAAUGGGAACUGCUUGGGAAAACCCUAGGAGAGAAGAUCCAAGACACAAUGGUAGGGCACAGUGGGUUAGGUCCACGUGACCUGCUCUCGCCUGAAAGCGGCAGCCUGGUAAGGCAGCUGGAGGUCAGGAUCAAAGAGCUGAAAGGGUGGCUGAGAGAUACAGAGCUUUUCAUCUUCAAUUCCUGUCUGAGACAAGAAAAUGAAGGAACAAUGAAUGCUGAGAAACAACUGCAAUAUUUUAAGUCUCUAUGCUGUGAGAUCAAACAGAGACGUCGUGGGGUAGCCUCUGUGUUGCGAUUAUGCCAGCACCUCCUGGAUGACCAGGAGACCUGCAACCUAAAUGCAGAUCACCAGUCUAUGCAGCUGAUAAUCGUAAACCUGGAGAGAAGAUGGGAAGCCAUUGUCAUGCAAGCUGUCCAGUGGCAAACAAGGUUACAGAAGAGAUUGGAAGAAGACUCGGAGCCUCUGAAUGUUAUCGAACCCAGUUUGAUGGAUCUAAAUGGUCCAAGUGAAGAUGCACUGGAAUGGGAUGAAACUGAUAUAAGUAAUAAGCUGAUCAGUAUUCAUGAAGACUUAAUUGAUCCUGAUCAGGAACUCAAGAAAGACGAUCUAAGUCAGAAACCUGCUUCAGGAGAACGUGGCGAUAACGAUGUGAAUGAAGACGAAAGUAUCAGUGAUAGUGGAAGUCCUCUUUAUUGUCCCAGCAUUUCUUCCCCUCCAAAUCCUCACAUCUAUCAGGUCUAUAGUCUUCAUAAUAUUGAAUUAUCAGAAAAAAAACACAUGCCUUUUUUGAAAAAAACAUCCAAACUCUCCAAUGUAACGCAGUCUAACAUGUUAAACAAAAGUCUUAGUAAAGACUCGUCAUUUUCAUCUACCAAAUCUCUGCCAGACCUAAUAGGGGGAAACACGAUGGCAAAACCAUAUAACUAUAUGUAUCAGAGUGGAAACAUAAGCAGGCAUUCUGAGAGUGAGAGUGGAAUAGUGAGUGAAUGCGAUACAGAAACUACAAAUAAUUCCGAAAUUUUUUUGCUAAAUGAUAUUGAAAGCACUCAAAGUAAUCCUGAAAUUGGGCAUGCAGAAACUCAAGUGGAUGAUGUAGUUGAUGUAAUAAAACAAAAAAUUAAGCAAGAUGAAGAUGACCGUGCUAGUCUCUCAGAUGGUUUCCAGUUGGCACCUUCUGCAUGUUGUGGAAGUGAAAAUGGUGAGGAUUUGGGCAGUAUUACCACAUGUAACCCUGUUUGUCUAGAAGAAUUGCAAGGAAAACAUGACGUGUUUACAUUUUAUGAUUACUCUUAUCUUCAAGGCUCCAAAUUCAAAUUACCACUGAUAAUGAAACAAUCACAAAUUGAAAAACCACAUACAGAGGGCAAUUUGUUUCAUAGCUUUUGUUUUGAUAAAAUACCUGGUAAAUCUGAACAUAAGCCUGGAGAGUCACAACCAGAUGGGUUUAUUCAUGACCAUACUCUGGCAAGUAUCACUGGAGAAUCAGAUCCCAGUUCCUGUAAGUCUGCAGAAGCUGUAAGAAAAUUAACUGUUACAGAGAAUACAGGACAGAUUUCAACUUUAUCUCGUAGUUCUUCAUUAGAAUCUCUGUCUGUAGUAGGUGAUCUGUUCAGCUCAGGUAUUUUUAAAAGUGGGGACGGUCUUCAGCGAAGCACCUCUUUGGAGAGCUGGCUGACUUCCUACAAAAGCAACGAAGAUCUUUUUAGUCAUCACGGCUCAGGAGACAUAAGUGCAAGCAGUGAUUCUGUUGGAGAGCUCAGCAAAAGGACAUUAGAUCUUUUGAAUCGCUUAGAGAAUAUCCAGAGUCCUUUAGAUCAAAAGAUAAAGCGCAGCAUCUCUGAUAUAACACUCCAAAGUAGCUCUCAGAAAAUGUCUUUUACUGGACAGAUGUCUCUAGAUAUUGCAUCCUCAAUAAAUGAAGACUCAGCAGCUUCUCUCACUGAACUCAGCAGCAGUGAGGAUCUUUCUCUCUGCUCUGAAGACAUUGUACUGCACAGAAAUAAAAUACCAGAUUCAAAUGCAUCAUUUAGAAAACGUCUUAAUAGGUCUGUAGCUGAUGAGAGUGAUGUCAAUGUCAGCAUGAUUGUUAAUGUCUCUUGCACUUCUGCUUGUACUGAUGAUGAAGAUGACAGUGAUUUGCUCUCAAGUUCCACCCUUACCUUAACUGAGGAAGAGCUAGGUAUCAAAGAUGAAGAUGAUGACUCCAGUAUAGCAACUGAUGAGGAUAUUUAUGAAGAAUGCAACUUAAUUUCAGGACUUGAUUAUAUAAAAAAUGAACUCCAAACUUGGAUUAGACCAAAAUUUUCUUUGACAAGGGAGAAGAGAAAAAGUAACCUCAGUGAUGAAAUUCAGCGGAGUAAAGAAGUUAGUAAUGAGACAUCAAAAGCCACAGAUACAUUAAGCAUUGAAACACUAUUGAAUGGUUCAGUACAGAAAAUACCAGAAAAUAAUGGCAAUAGUAAGAAUGUACCACGUGAUUGUGAAAAGGGGACAAAGAGUCACCUGAUGAAAGGUAUCUCCCAGGCUGCCAAGGAUCAGCUUGUGGAUGAUAUGGAGAAUGGCAAUGUUGAAAAUACUCUUGAGAGUCAAAAGGAAAGUCUUGUUAGAACGUCAGCAGCUCCCAAAACUCAUGCAUCACCUGAUGUCAGAGAAGCUGAAAAUGAGUGUUUUGUCUGUGAAGCAUUUACAGACAGUUCAGAUGAUUCACAUAUGGAUGGCAAGGAAACUGUUCUGUCAUCAGAUGGAUCCAGAAACAUUCCAAAAGAAUGUCAAAGUCUUCAGCCUGAUUGUCACUCUGUUGCUUACUCUCCUGCUAAAAAGCCUUGUCUUGACUCUUGCUCAGAAAUGAAUUGUGUAGACAUACAAGAAACAGCUUUACAAACAUCCUUACCUAAUGGUCAACAGCACAGCAUAAGCAUUACUGAAAAAUCUACUGAUCGCUGUACAGCCUUGAAAUCCAAUGAAGCAGAAUGUGACUCCUCAGACAAUGGUCUUGAUUCAUGCUGUAACUGUGACUCUGCUGCCUUUGAUAAAAGAAACAUGGAAGAUGGCUCAGUACACAAUUUUGUGAGAGAGAUAAUAGACAUGGCAUCAACAGCUUUGAAAAGUAAGUCACAACCUGAAUGUGAGUCAUCAGCUCCAGCUUCGUUAGCACAGAUCAAGGAAAAAGUGUUAGAACACUCUCACAGACCCAUUCAGCUAAGAAAAGGGGACUUCUAUUCUUAUCUUUCACUUUCUUCUCAUGAUAGUGACUGUGGAGAAGUAAUCAAGUACAUAGAGGAAAAGAGCAGCACUCCUGUGCCACUGGACUUCACAGAUGAGAGAGAAAAUAUCGAAUGCUUUUUUGAAGCCUGUCCUGAAGAAGAACGAGUUGAGCAGCAGCAAUCCAUUUCUAAUGGCACUCCUGAAGCACGAGCUGAGCAGCAGCAACCUCUUUCUAAUGCUGUUUCUGAAACACCUCCAGAGUCACUAGACAAAGUGACUCGAGAGUCAUUAGAAGUUAAAACUUCAUCUGAAAGCAGGGAUUUAUCAUUCUUAUGUGAUGAUGCCAAUGAUAUAAACGUCCCCAAUCCUAACAAACAAAGUGUAUCAAACAAUUUGAAAGAUGGUGAUUUGCUGAUUUCAGACAGGCAAACUGAAUAUUUGGAAAAGAAUUCUCCAGAGCUUAGCACUAACAAUAGUAGUAAAGGAAAAUCACCUGGAGCUGAAGAGCCCAAAGGAUGUGUUGCUGCUUCUGAGGAGGCUUCAGCUAUGGAGUUUCAGUUAAAGCCUGGCCAUUCACAGGAAAAGGAUGUUUUGCAUCAGAACAGUAAAACUCUUACUUGUGAAGAAAAUCUCCUGAAUCUUCAUAAGGAAAGACAUAUAAAUAUGCACAGAUAGAAUGUAACUCUCUCCAGGCACGUACAUUAUCCUAAAACCAGAAACUUGGCUGCAAUUCAGGUGCAGGUUCAUCCUGUAAACCCUAGAAUGACCUCCAAUUCCAUUGUAUCACUGCCUUUCAUUACACUGACUCCCAAGAUAAAUUUUCUUUCCAAAUGUGAUUUGUCCAUGUUGGCUUUGUGAUCAGGCUGCAUAUGCUAGUCCUAUUUUGGUGAUCAUAAUGUAUUGUAGCAAGGCCAUUUGCUUCCAUAUGGGUUCCUCUCCCAAGCUACCUCUAAUGACCUCCCCUUCCUAAAUCGGAUGCUUCUGUACUACUUAUCACUAGUUCUGUUCUUUAAAGUUUUGAAGUUCCACAGAAUUCAUGAUCAGUUUGUUUCAACUUUUCAGAACUGUACCUAUCAGUACUCUUUUAUUUUAUGUAUCAAAUUUAAUAUUUAUGUGUAUAAUGCAUAAGUUUAUUGAAACUAUUUUACUUUAAAAGUGACAAUUUUGUUGGAUUGCAGCGAAAAGAAGUCAUUAGCCCUCCUGAUACAAUACGUCUAAAAAUUAAGCAAUUAAAAUAAAUGGUGGUUUAUUUAUUUAAUUUUAAAAUUUAAUCUAUGCAACACUUCAAGAAACAACUACAUGGUGUUGUAUAUUAGGAACUGUUGACAUUCUACUGAAUUAAGUACAACAUUUUGGUUUUUUAUGCUUCUUGAGGUGGUAAUGAGAAAAAAAGUUUUUAAAAAAUGUGUGCCUUGCUGUAUUUCUUAUACCAUUUAUUAAAAAGCUGCUUUCACAGUAAAAUUAUGUUGGUUUGAAAGAAGGAAAUAGCAAGGUUAAGAUGUGUGAAUAAUUUCUGUAUAUAUGUAUAACCAAGUGCAAACAUUGAUGUAUAAUGACAGUAUAAAAUGCUUUCAUGUUUGUGAUGUCCAGUGAUGUGGAAAAUAUAAGCCUUAAAACCAUUAGAUUGCAUGGUAAUUAGAAUUGGCACAAUAAACAUAGUUUAUU